AUGACUGUGAAGAUCACAGCCACUCAGGUCGUCCGUGAGCUUGCUGAGAAAGUUAUUGGUAGUGGUUCCAUACAACAAGGACAGCCAGGAGACAAAGUGGCCAUUCAGAUCAGUAAAGAUUGGCGCAUGGCAGUUGUGGAAAUGGAAACCCCGACUUGUAACUUACUCACAAACUACACAGAUAACACUUACAAAAUGAUUGUACAAUGUAUAAUUGUGACAGUAAUUUACAAUGAUUGUACAAUUGGAGGCCCCGAUAUGAUGACCACAUGGCAGUGUUAUCCCUCACAGAUAAAUGAAUCGAAAGCUAACAGCAUUGGGAGUAAGCGACUUCGGACUCCUCUUAGCAAGCUUAAGCUUUUCCGUGACAUAUCUAGCGGUGUUCAGAGAUGUAAUGUUCGAUCAGUGGGAAAUACCUCAGGAGAUCCUAAACAACGUAAAGAGAGCAAAGAUGGCAUCUUUGCCAUCAAAGAUGGCAUCUUUGCCAUCAAAGAUGGCAUCUUUGCCAUCAAAGAUGGCAUGGCAAAGAUGGACAUGGCAUCUAUACGGGGUUUUCCUGGCUGCGACAUAGAUGAGUAUAGUUGUGAGUAUGAUGAUUAUAGACACCAAAUGAAUAACCGGUUACGCCUCCAGUGUUACGAAUAUUGGCGUGACGGUUAUAAUUCUAGGGUUACGAAUGCAUACUCGUUUAAUGUUACGAAUGUGACGCCCAAGCUAUACUCUACUGUUAAGAAUGUGAUGCCCAAGCUAUGCUCUACUGUUAAGAAUGUGAUGCCCAAGCUAUGCUCUACUGUUAAGAAUGUGAUGGCCAAGCUAUGCUCUACUGUUAAGAAUGCGAUUCCCAAGCUAUGCUCUACUGUUAAGAAUGCGAUGCCCAAGCUAUGCUCUACUGUUAAGAAUGUGAUGGCCAAGCUAUGCUCUACUGUUAAGAAUGCGAUGCCCAAGCUAUGCUCUACUGUUAAGAAUGUGAUGCCCAAGCUAUGCUCUACUAUUAAGAAUGUGAUGCCCAAGCUAUACUCUACUGUUAAGAAUGUGAUGCCCAAGCUAUGCUCUACUGUUAAGAAUGCGAUGCCCAAGCUAUGCUCAACUGUUAAGAAUGCGAUGCACAAGCUAUGCUCUACUGUUAAGAAUGUGAUGGCCAAGCUAUGCUCUACUGUUAAGAAUGCGAUGCCCAAGCUAUGCUCUACUGUUAAGAAUGCGAUGCCCAAGCUAUGCUCUACUGUUAAGAAUGUGAUGCCCAAGCUAUGCUCUACUGUUAAGAAUGUGAUGCCCAAGCUAUGCUCUACUGUUAAGAAUGUGAUGCCCAAGCUAUGCUCUACUGUUAAGAAUGUGAUGGCCAAGCUAUGCUCUACUGUUAAGAAUGUGAUGCCCAAGCUAUGCUCUACUGUUAAGAAAGUGAUGCCCAAGCUAUGCUCUACUGUUAAGAAUGCGAUGCCCAAGCUAUGCUCUACUGUUAAGAAUGCGAUGCCCAAGCUAUGCUCUACUGUUAAGAAUGUGAUGGCCAAGCUAUGCUCUACUGUUAAGAAUGCGAUGCCCAAGCUAUGCUCUACUGUUAAGAAUGCGAUGCCCAAGCUAUGCUCUACUGUUAAGAAUGUGAUGCCCAAGCUAUGCUCUACUGUUAAGAAUGUGACGCCCAAGCUAUGCUCUACUGUUAAGAAUGCGAUGCCCAAGCUAUGCUCUACUGUUAAGAAUGUGACGCCCAAGCUAUGCUCUACUGUUAAGAGUGUGAUGCCCAAGCUAUGCUCUACUGUUAAGAAUGUGACGCUCAAGCUAUGCUCUACUGUUAAGAAUGUGAUGCCCAAGCUAUGCUCUACUGUUAAGAAUGUGAUGGCCAAGCUAUGCUCUACUGUUAAGAAUGUGAUGGCCAAGCUAUACUCUACUGUUAAGAAUGUGAUGCCCAAGCUAUGCUCUACUGUUAAGAAUGUGAUGCCCAAGCUAUGCUCUACUGUUAAGAAUGUGAUGGCCAAGCUAUGCUCUACUGUUAAGAAUGUGAUGCCCAAGCUAUGCUCAACUGUUAAGAAUGCGAUGCCCAAGCUAUGCUCUACUGUUAAGAAUGCGAUGCCCAAGCUAUGCUCUACUGUUAAGAAUGUGAUGGCCAAGCUAUGCUCUACUGUUAAGAAUGCGAUGCCCAAGCUAUGCUCUACUGUUAAGAAUGCGAUGCCCAAGCUAUGCUCUACUGUUAAGAAUGUGAUGCCCAAGCUAUGCUCUACUGUUAAGAAUGUGACGCCCAAGCUAUGCUCUACUGUUAAGAAUGCGAUGCCCAAGCUAUGCUCUACUGUUAAGAAUGUGACGCCCAAGCUAUGCUCUACUGUUAAGAAUGUGAUGCCCAAGCUAUGCUCUACUGUUAAGAAUGUGAUGGCCAAGCUAUGCUCUACUGUUAAGAAUGUGAUGGCCAAGCUAUGCUCUACUGUUAAGAAUGUGAUGCCCAAGCUAUGCUCUACUGUUAAGAAUGUGAUGCCCAAGCUAUGCUCUACUGUUAAGAAUGUGAUGCCCAAGCUAUGCUCUACUGUUAAGAAUGUGAUGGCCAAGCUAUGCUCUACUGUUAAGAAUGCGACGCCCAUCUUAAUAUACUAG
Molecule: messenger RNA, 2574 nt
Organism: Procambarus clarkii (red swamp crayfish)
Lineage: Eukaryota; Metazoa; Arthropoda; Malacostraca; Decapoda; Cambaridae
Source: RefSeq, a predicted model, not a curated record